AUGUUAACGAGGCCGAGAGAGAGACUCCUUCUCUUCCUCUACUUUACUUCAGUAAUUUCAUCACUUUUGCUGUGUUACUACUCUGGAAUUUAUUGUCUCUACUCAAAAUGCCUACCAUCUUGGCUAGCCAAGAAUCGUCAACGUGUUCAGGAAAACGGACAACUCGUAGAAGAUGGAAGAAGUAAAAUGAGAAUAAAAAAUGAAAAUGACACAGCGAGUAGCUAUCAAAUAUUUGAAUUAUUUGUAAUAUGUACAGCAACAUUUAUCCUAUUAUUAUCAUUUAUUUGGUUACUUGCUAAUUCGAUAUUUAAAAAUGCUGAAAUUAGGCAGACGUAUGGUAGAUUUGAAAUGCCAACUGCUGUGAUAUGCUCAUUAUUUGCUGGAAUUUGCGCUGUCACCGAAUUUCACUAUUCCAUCGAUUAUUCAUUCUUGCAUUGGAGUGAUAAAUGGACAUUCGCUGGUAUUGAUGCAACAGCGCUAUCGUUUUUGCAUGCAAUUAUUGCAUUUGCAUUACAUUAA
This is a messenger RNA of Brugia malayi, 519 nucleotides long. RefSeq lists its product as uncharacterized. The transcript is spliced from 5 exons. Lineage: Eukaryota; Metazoa; Nematoda; Chromadorea; Rhabditida; Onchocercidae. The record is from RefSeq and is a predicted model, not a curated record. The coding region runs from base 1 to 519 and encodes 172 amino acids.